AUGGCUAGAUUAACUUUCUUCAUAGUGGCAAUGCUUCAUCUUCUCCUCCUCUUAUCUCCUCCGGGCACCACACAUAGUGGUGGCAACGCUAUAUUCUGUGGUGGUGGUGGUGGCGGUGGCGUUGCAGCUAUGAGACCAUUAGGAGAGAAAGGUGGAGAGUAUGUUACAUACAAGCCCAAGACAAGCGUGAUAAAUCAAGGCCAAGGUGUUGAUGGUUGCUUGCCUAAAGGAAUUCGACACAGUUCUGGUCCUAGCCGAUAUAUUAAUUAUCGAACUCUUGGCUUGCCUAGCGCAUGUUCCACAAAUGCACCUGAACCAUAA
Lactuca saligna is the source of this 321-nucleotide messenger RNA. The record is from the annotation of a GenBank genome assembly. Lineage: Eukaryota; Viridiplantae; Streptophyta; Magnoliopsida; Asterales; Asteraceae.